This is a messenger RNA of Ilex paraguariensis (yerba mate), 585 nucleotides long. The record is from the annotation of a GenBank genome assembly. NCBI's taxonomy places the organism in Eukaryota, Viridiplantae, Streptophyta, Magnoliopsida, Aquifoliales, Aquifoliaceae.
AUGGAACGUCCUAGAAGCAACAGCAUUCGUGAUUCACUAGGACAAUAUAACGGGUCUACUGGAGUUUCUUUAGCUACACUCGCAGUCAUACUCCUGGCCUUGUUCUCACCAGUACCUCACAAACAUCCCACAAAGAGUAGCACAAGACCUUGGCUCGCAUUGUCCUUAUACAUUCAACAACCCCAAGUUGCUAGCUCUACUAUGCACCCGGUGGCCCCAAAAGAUGCCGGAGCCUUGAUCUUCCAUCGGACACUAACAGAGGGACCUGAGAUCACUUCUCCGGUGGUCGGAAAAGCUCAGGGGUUCAUCAUUCCAAUCGAACAGUUUGCGCAUUCAGCAUUUAAUAUCAUUUAUCUCACCUUCGAUACGCAUGAAUAUUCAGGUAGCCUUUCUGUCCAAGCCAAGAAUGUAGCCCAGAAGGACAAAGAAGAACUCACUGUUGUUGGUGGAACAGGUUCUUUCGCUUUUGCUCGUGGGGUUGCUGUUUUUGCUCAAACAAACAGGCAUACGUCUAAUUUCGAUGCAAUUUAUCACAUUAAGCUGCAUCUAAAAUUCCCAAAUCGUUCUCAAACAAUACCUGGAUAA